CAUUAAAGCUGGUCGUCUCCUAUCAUACAUUCCAUAUCAACUCUAUACCAAGCAGUCCAGUGUUCAGAAAAGUCUCAACUUUAAUCCCAUAUGCAAGCCUGAGGAUUCCAUGCCAGGUCCAAGCAAUAUAGCGAUAGAGCUCAACAACAGGGUAAAUCAGAUAAUCAAGAAAUAUGAGACAGAAAAUGAGAUAAAAAUUAAUGGAAUGAACAGUUGGAAUGAAGAAGAUACAAGUGAUGAUUUUACGCUUAUGGAGCUGGAGCAGAUUUUUCCUGGAAAGAAACAAAAUGGAAUUCAGCAUCCCCGAGACAACACUGCCAUUCUCAAUGGACAUACUCUCAGCUCUAAUGGUGCCUUAAAGACUAAGGAUUGCUUGGUGCCCUCGGGCAACGGUGUUGCAGACAGGCUUUCUCCAGGCCCUUUGUCAGAGGAGGAGAAGACUGAAAAAGGCAACAUUGAUUUUAGAGACUGCACUAUGCAGCAGUUGCAUCAAAGCAACAGAAACAUAGACAUUUUGUGGAAUCCACACAGGACUAUGAGUAAUUCAUUCUCAUCGUCAUCUUUGCACAGUCAUACUAAAAUAAAUGGUGCUCACCACUCCACUGUUCAGGGGCCUUCAAGCACAAAAAGCACUUCUUCAUUACCUGCUGUUAGCAAGGCAGCUUCCUCAGCGCUGUCCAAACCUUCAGACUGCAAUUUUAUUUCAGACUUUUAUUCUCGUUCAAGACUGCAUCACAUAUCAAUGUGGAAGUGUGAAUUGACUGAGUUUGUUAACACCUUACAAAGACAAAGUAGUGGUGUCUUUCCAGGAAGGGAAAAAUUAAAAAAAAUGAAAGCAAGCAGGUCUGCCCUUAUAAUAACUGAUGCAG
Molecule: messenger RNA, 869 nt
Organism: Gracilinanus agilis (Agile Gracile Mouse Opossum)
Lineage: Eukaryota; Metazoa; Chordata; Mammalia; Didelphimorphia; Didelphidae
Product: DNA repair protein REV1-like
Exons: 2
Biological process (GO): error-free translesion synthesis; error-prone translesion synthesis
Cellular component (GO): nucleus
Molecular function (GO): deoxycytidyl transferase activity; DNA-directed DNA polymerase activity
Source: RefSeq, a predicted model, not a curated record